Messenger RNA from Harpia harpyja (harpy eagle), 3482 nucleotides. It is a transcript of the gene CYSLTR2, whose product is annotated as cysteinyl leukotriene receptor 2. Lineage: Eukaryota; Metazoa; Chordata; Aves; Accipitriformes; Accipitridae. Gene Ontology annotation, cellular component: plasma membrane. The transcript has 2 exons. The record is from RefSeq and is a predicted model, not a curated record. Gene Ontology annotation, molecular function: leukotriene receptor activity. Gene Ontology annotation, biological process: G protein-coupled receptor signaling pathway. The coding region runs from base 224 to 1156 and encodes 310 amino acids.
AAGAUGUAAGAUCUCUUAAUCAGGAUUUACUUCCCUUUCCUACUGCUCAUUGCUUUUCCGUGGCUUCUGCAUAAAUAGCAUUCGGGUUUUGCAUCAAGUUUUUGUGUUUUUCCUGUCCACUAACAAAGCUGAAAGUUGUGAGCAAGAGCAAGCAGAAGAAGGAAAUACUGAACACACCAGAAGGCACACAAGCUGAGAAAGACAGAGAGCCUGGCUCUAGACCAUGAAUAUUUCUGAGAUGGCACUAGACGACAACUUCAUGAACAGCUCCUUCAACUGUACCAUUGACAGCUUCAAGCAAGUAAUUUAUCCCACCAUGUAUCUCUUUAUCUUCUUCAUGGGUGCUGUUGGAAAUGGCCUCUCCAUUUAUGUUUUCUUCCAGCCUUCGCAGAGGAAAACCUCGGUAAACAUUUACAUGCAGAACCUGGCUGUUUCGGACCUCAUGUUUGUGAGCACUUUGCCCUUUCGGGCCACAUAUUUCCUGUUGGGAUCACGUUGGAUAUUCGGCGAUAUCGUCUGCAGGAUCAUGACUUACACCUUGUAUGUGAACAUGUACUGCAGCAUUUAUUUUCUCACCGUGCUCAGCGUGGUUCGUUUCAUAGCCAUCGUCUACCCGUUCAAGCACUGGAAAGUAACCAACAUGAAGUAUGCCAGGAUAACGUGCGCAGCCAUAUGGGUCUUCGUGCUGGCAGCCUCCAGCCCUCUGUUAAGCAAGGGGAUCGCUGGGUACAGCAACCCAACCAAGUGCUUGGACCUCCACCCCUCCAGCACGCACAGGCUCCUCAUGAUGAACAGCUUUGUCCUCGUCGUGGGCUUCAUUCUGCCGUUUUGCACAAUUAUUGUCUGUUACGUCUUUGCAAUCAAAGCAUUGCUCAAGUCCAAGAGUCCACAGCGCAAGAAGGUGGUCUGUCACAAGAAGGCUCUGUCAACCAUCAUCAUCACUCUCAUCCUCUUCCUCCUCUGUUUCUUGCCGUAUCACGUACUGCGAACGGUCCACUUGCUGCGCAGCAGCUGCAGCCAGGCCAACCUGCCCGUGCACAAAGCGCUGGUGGUCACGCUCUGCCUUGCCGCCAUGAACAGCUGCCUCGAUCCCAUCCUCUAUUACUUUGCCGCUGAAAAUUUCAAAGCCAGAAUCAGGAGUUUGUACCGCAGGUAGCUGGUGCAGAAUUGCAAAGUUAUAUAUAUAUGGUCCCGAUGGGACAUCUGGACCGGGUCCAUCCUAUUCGACGGCAGAGGCUGUGUGGUGCUAGCCAGCCUGCAGCCACGCUGCUCAGUGCCAGGCGUCUCUGGAGCAAAAGCGUCUUGGAGAGAGCUUGUUGGGGAUGGCCAAAACCGAGGCAGGACGAUCAGAGGUCAGGUGCCUGGCUGUGAUCCCUUGUCCUCUUCUAUUUAGGAGUGGAGAUAUACCCCUGGUGUUCACCCUCCCCAGGGCGAGGGUUUGAAAGGGAUUUACCUUGCUACUAGAGUCCGUUUAUUUCAUUUCCCAGUGCUCAACCAGUGACUUGAAGGGAAACUGCUCACCUGACCACCUCGGCGUCUGUGUCCGAACCUCUCUGUGCUCCGUCUCCCUGCGUGUGCAGAGGUGCGUGGUUCAGACGUUCACAUACCCAACAGACUCAUAGUGCACUGUCAGUUCCUUUUGCAAACACCGGCCAAAGGUCUGCACAUAACAGAAACGUAAAGCAUCGCUGAUACUUUCUGCUGAGGCUGACUUACAAAGCGGGCAGAGAGCCAAACAGCAGCCGGCGCCAGCUCAGGCUGUUCAGAAGGCAUUAACAUUUCUAAAUUUUCCCCUCUGAGGAGGCCACCGAGGUAUUUUGCUUAACAUUUCACUGAUUGUCAAGCGAGAUAAUGAUUUCAAGCAAACAGCAUCGGCGUGGAGCACUAUGAGUAAGAUGCUGCUGGCAGCGAGGGCGGGAUGCGGGCACACGGAGCACCAGGCUGCAACCUGCAGCUCUUCUUCGCAUGUGCGCUCUGGGGUCAUUGCAACGCUUGUUUUUACGCUCAGCGUUGGCAGUGCUUUUCUGAAAGCCGAGGUUAGGCAGCUCGGUUCCCAUGCGGGGAUCCAAAGACAAACUUUUUAAAUGAUUUUGGUCCAAACAGGUAGCUAGGGAGUGGUUUCCUCCGCACAGGUAAACCAGUCUGACGGCAAACUGCUACCAAAAGCAUCCCUAAUCACUCACCUCCUGCCCGCUCUGAGGAGGAAACUGGUCCCUUUUUUCACAGGAUUAAUUUCCAGUUGCUUUGAGCUCCCUGACAUCAAACACGCACCAAUGCAACAGGGAAGCACUAAGCCAGGAGCAGGAGGGAAGACAGGUGGCAGAGGAGGAGGAGGAGGAGGAGGAGGGCAGCUGUUUUAGAAAGCAGUGGGGAGCUACACUUAUGUGUGCUUUGGAAAAAUCUCACCAAAUGGCUGCCUGCAUUUUUAAGUCUCUGAAUAUUUUCUAAAAUAUAUUUCCUAAAAAUCACACCUCUCACAAGUAGGCGAAAACAGGCUCCAAACUCAGUUUGACCACAUUUCGAUAUUGUUUUUAAUUACCUAAUUUUUUAAUAAAAAAAAGACAAAAAAAUUUUGUUAUAUUUUCCAGGAAAGCAGCCUGUCCCAUACGAACACUAGCAAAAAUGCUGAAAGCCUUCACUCCCUGUGAAAUCCACCCAAAGGAAGGUUUCUGUCAGUGAAGAUACUUUCUCAAUGCUCAGAACUUUCUUGGAGAAACCACUCUAUAAACUGUAUGUUAUUACUCCCAAACAAAAAUAACCGCAGCAAGCUAUUUUCAGCUCUGUCUGAAAUAUGCAGAAUAUAAAUCAUUGCUGGUCAGGUGGAAAAGUACUUGGCGAAUCACUGGGAAAGCCACAUUUUUCUUGGCUAAGGGUUAUGUUCAGUUGCAGAUUCAGUCUAUUUUGGUCACUUUAUGCUGCCUUUGAUAUAAGCACGGAGUUUUAUCAUAAGUCUUCACUAAAGUUCAUGCUCCAAAUCCCUGUUUCAGUAACUCAGUGGCAUACCUGAGAGCUGACGUAACGAUGCCAUGUGAACCUCUGCAGUGCUUGGUCCCAUGCUAUUGAAGGAAAAGGGGAUAUUACCACUGGUUUGCAAUAGGAAUGGGAUCGAGACAGUAGCCUGUGCAGAGAGUGGACAAAUAAUUGGAAGGAAGGGGGCAAACUCUUUUUCCGUGGUUUUUCCCUGUCAGGAGUAGACCUGAGCAGGGACAACUGACAAUCUUGGAGCCUCUGAUGAGAUAAUGCACACCUUAAAUACUACAAGGGAAUGGAAAAAAAUUAGCCACGGUCUAAUCUCACUAACGUGUUUUUGUCUGUAUCUAUCCAAUGCACCCUAUUAUCAGAUAAUUUUGCAUCCAGAGGAUAUAUGUAUAUCUCACUUAUGAGGUCACUUUUUUUUUGUAUUGACCAUGCUACAACUUUGUUAUCAAUUGAAUUAACUGUCAAACCUGUGUUUUAAUAAACUAGAUUUACUAGUGGCUGAA